AUGUGGUGGACCGUCGCUGCCGCCGCCGUUGCGUGGGGGUGUUUACUUGCCUGAUGUCAUUUGGUAGAAGUGGAGGCUGAGCAACAAUACAGUUACCCUUCUACAGUGAGUGUCCCGACGUUGCAAUAGUUGCUGUGAAAGCAGUGCUUCGUGGAGGAGAAGCUCGCUGGCUAACGGACUCCAAGUACCAGAUGCUAUUCCAGCGGAGGAGAAAGAAGCCGCAGAGGGAUGAUGGCUUCUCCUUUUCCUGACGGGUAAAAACAAGAAUUUUCCGAAGAACAGGGACUCGCACUGCUUCUACCUGCUCUUGCUUUUGGUUGUUUGUGAAAUGCGGUGUCGGCCGUCGAGCAGUUUCUGGGCCGUAGCUCGGCGCACCGAGCCCCAAUCGGGGAGUUAGCUUAGCUAGCCCCUCGCUAGCCGCGGCUGCGCCCGAUGCUGCUGCUGCUGCUGCUGCUGCUGCUCAAACGAUCUGAAAGGCGACCGAAGCGGGCUGGAAUCUUGGGCCCUGGCGCAGAGUGCUGACCUGUUCCUUCACCUUCCGAGAGGAUAACGGCCGUUAGAGAUGUGAUGCUUUUGCGCGCUGUCUUUAAGCCUUUUGUUGCCGAAGGCUCUGAGCCACAACUAGAGCAAAGAUUGCUGCAGAAGCUCCGCAGCACCGAGCUCCUUGUGAAGGGGGCGAGGUUCCACUGAUAGCAGCCCACGCUGUGCUUCUCUGCACGCUUUGGACAGCCAUCGUUUUCCUCACGCCGUUCAUCAUUUCAUCUGCUGGCGAUAUGGAUAAACUAACAAUAAUUUCAGGGUGCCUGUUUCUGGCAGCAGAUAUCUUUGCGAUAGCCAGCAUUGCAAACCCAGACUGGAUCAACACUGGUGAAUCAGCAGGCGCCCUCACAGUUGGUCUAGUCCGUCAGUGUCAGACCAUCCACGGGCGAGACCGGACCUGUAUUCCGCCCCGGCUGCCUCCAGAGUGGGUCACCACACUUUUCUUCAUCAUCAUGGGCAUCAUCUCCCUCACAGUCACCUGUGGACUACUGGUGGCAUCACACUGGCGCCGCGAAGCCACCAAAUAUGCUCGCUGGAUCGCCUUUACAGGCAUGAUCCUGUUCUGCAUGGCGGCGCUCAUCUUCCCCAUAGGCUUCUACAUCAACGAGGUGGGCGGUCAGCCGUACAAGCUGCCUAACAACACGGUGGUCGGCUCCUCAUACGUGCUCUUUGUCCUGUCCAUCUUCUUCACCAUCGUGGGACUGCUGUUCGCAGGCAAAGUUUGCCUCCCGGGCUGAAGGAUCAACCAUGGCUGUCUCUGGACUAACGCGCCAGGCUCUGAAAAUGUUACCGAAAAUAUGAAAUGCACUGAAAACCAAAACCAAAAAACUCUGGCCGGGAGGCUGAACCGGAGAAGACUAUAUGUCUGUCUGCCAUAAGGGACCGCAGCACCAUGGGGUACCUAACUACUUGCAGAUGAGAAGGAGAAAACGAACACUAACGAGGGGGUACAGGCACAAAGGUGUGGAGGAGUGUGACGUGGUGACAUCCUGACAUUGUCCAUUUAAAACGCGGCCUUGCUGUUCUUGUUGUAAAGAGUGCGUAGUGUGCUGCUGUCAUGGUAACCGCAGCCACAGUGCUGGUGCAUAUUUCUUGUGGACCACUGCAGCUGCUCAUCGACUUGACUCCCGGCCACCGUCAGCACAAAUCCACACAUCCCUUAGUGAGAAACGGUGGCGUCACAACAGCUCGAGUUGCUAUUUUAGGCUUCUCUGUUUCAGUUGUUUUUCUGUUGUACAUUUUGUGCUGUUCCACCUCCAUCCCUCCCUCCUCUUUUCCACACAUGUACUAUCAAAUGUGGUUCACUGGAGGCCUUGAAGGGAAUGGUUUUGUUUUUUACUUUUGGCGUCAGAACAGGGUUUAAUCUCAACUGUCACGUCGCAUGGCCCCUGCAGUGUGGUUGAAAUGAGACGCACGGUGCAGGUGUACUGCCGUAGACCAGUUUAGCAUGACCUCAUUUCCAUAGCGACGCUGGCUUCUGGUUCCAUUCAUAUUU
Molecule: messenger RNA, 2035 nt
Organism: Thalassophryne amazonica
Lineage: Eukaryota; Metazoa; Chordata; Actinopteri; Batrachoidiformes; Batrachoididae
Exons: 3
Coding region: 774-1277 (167 amino acids)
Biological process (GO): negative regulation of smoothened signaling pathway
Cellular component (GO): Golgi apparatus; ciliary membrane
Source: RefSeq, a predicted model, not a curated record